AAUGAGUGAAAAAUUUCAUAAAUUGAGUAGUAAAUGGACAAUAUCUGAGAAAUAUAAUGCUAGUUAAAACAUAGAUUAUAAGAGAACUAUUGUAGAUAUCUGUUCUUUUUCAACAGUUGAAGAAUUAGGAUUUCUGAUGAAGAAGACUAUAUAUUCAAAAUUAUCUGAUAUUUUAAGUGAGCCUCAAAAAUGCAAAAUGUAAUGCACUAUAACAAUAUAGAUUUAAACAAUUUAAUGAUGAUAAUGCAAAUGCUUAAAUAGAAGCAAUAUAAUUUUUUAAGAAUGAUAUCAAACCAUGGUGGGAGGAUGAUAAUAAUAAAAAUGGUGGAGAAAUUCAAUUUGACAUUUCAACACAAUAUUAUGCAGUUUAUGAUUCAAUUUAUUUAGAUAUUUUAUUAUAGAUUAUAGGAUAAGCUACAGAAGAAUUACGACAUGUAAAUUAGAUCAAAUAAUUUAGAUUAAUGGAUUAAGAGUUUUAGAUAAAAUUAAUGCUAAACAAGGUAAUAGAAUAAGAAUUGAAUUAUGGAUGGAUAUUGAUCCAAAAGAUUAGGAUGAAUCUAUUGGAAAGUUAAUUGAAUGGAUAGAUAGUACUUUAAAAAAGCACAAAAUUGAUAUUGAUUAAACUUAAUUUAACAAAGUUUCUCACAAAAAAUGA
Paramecium primaurelia is the source of this 655-nucleotide messenger RNA. Lineage: Eukaryota; Ciliophora; Oligohymenophorea; Peniculida; Parameciidae. The record is from the annotation of a GenBank genome assembly.